AUGGACAAAUUCCGGACAGUGCAUCGAGUUGAGAGGCGCGCAUACGGCUCCUCGUUACGGUUCUUACUGCGCAGCGCUGUCUACCUUGAUGCGGCGAUGCUGGGUGUUCUCACGGCAUUGUUGGGAGCUUUCAUCUACGAGGGACUGUGGAUCUCUGACGACAUGGGGAAACGAGCUCGUCAGCAGGGCAUGCAGGCUCUGGAGAACGAAGGUGACACUACAAGCCCGGGACUCCAUCUGCUAGGGUCCACAUUUCACACCGCGGGACGUUCCAUUGUCAGUCAAUAUCAAUCAGAGACUACAGACUUGGCGGAAACCUUCAUCCGCAAUGCCCAUCCAUACCUCAUGCGCGUUGCUCACAUGGCAGGAGUCGUGAACGACAAGGUUGCCAACCUGACCUGGCAAUUGGAAGUACCCGCACAAGUCCAAGAAGUCAUGCACAAAGCAGCAGCAUUCCAGCUGGACCUGGCGCGUACGGGCUAUGACUUCAAGUUGUUUUGGCCAGGAGCUGGUUCACUGUUCGACAACACGUCCAUGAGCCCGCUGUAUGCACACAGCCCUCGGGAGCUUCAGGAGCCUCACGAGGUUGCUUACACGCUGUUUCCCGGGGUGGCGAUAUUGCCACCGCAUUCGUCCGAGUUUGUCAUGAUACGAUGCGCGGACGUGAUGUCCAGGCGGAAGCUUCAAGCGCACAGCUCGGCCAUGGACGUCGCAGUGAGUACUAGCGAUGUCCAUGACACUCCAACAUCGUUGUCGUCGCGCACGAUGAAAGCAGACUUGGACUCUAUCGACGCAGAUAUGGAUUCAUCACGGCCAUCUUUGACAACCACCGCCGGACCAGACGUCGCCCAAGACAAAACGAGAGUGGCAGAUAGAUCUCUCCCGGUCAAGCUCAAGAUGCCCAAGCACAAGCUGCCCAAGGCCAAACUGACCAAACUCAAGCUCAAGCCGUUCAAAGCCCCAAAGUCCACUCAGCCCACUGUCAGACACAGCGCCGAGGAUUGGAGGUCUCUUCCUAACUACUGUCCCCCCCACACAAUCACUCGACGACGCCGCUUCCAACAAGCUUGA
Molecule: messenger RNA, 1071 nt
Organism: Fulvia fulva
Lineage: Eukaryota; Fungi; Ascomycota; Dothideomycetes; Mycosphaerellales; Mycosphaerellaceae
Exons: 3
Coding region: 1-1071 (356 amino acids)
Source: RefSeq, a predicted model, not a curated record